CAACGACUAGGUAUCGUCGUCGUCGUCGUCGUCGGGUCGGGGCGAGGCCCGGCCCAGGACCAUCUCUGAUGGAUCAUGGAAGAGAUGUUGCAUGCUAGUGAUGGAUUGAUCCGAUAAGCUGGCUAGCUCGGUUGGGCACUAACAAACAGUCAAUCCUGAGGCUCAGACUCGGACCCAAAUGAGAUUAGAUUAGAUGAGCUGAGCUGAGAAGAGAAGAGAGGACUCUUCUUCUUCUUCUUCUCCUUCUUUCUUAUUAUUAUUAUUAUUCGUGGAGUGCAGAUGAGAAAAGUCGACGCACGAGUCCUCUCCCCGAUUCUCUGCACAUCAUAUGAAUAUGAAUGAAUGGGUGGGUGGGUCCCCACUCAGUUCCAUAGCCAUCACCACUGAUAAGCAAUCUGCACCCACUACGAACCUUCUUUAUACAUUGCACGAAGCUCCCUCACCCUCACCCUCGCCACUCACACCUCUCUUCCUGAGCUAGCUCUCCCUCCUUUUAUACAUAAAUAGAUAGAUAGAUAGAUAGAUAUAAAUACGCAUAAGCUGGCUUGCUUGCUUACAUGGGCCAAUGCACCCCAACUGUCGUAUCAUAUCCUAAUUCUACUGACUAUAUCAUGGCUGGCACUGGCCCUGGCCCUGGCAAUCAUCCCAUUACAGACAUCUCUGCUUUCCAGGAAUCAUUCGAGAUUGCUGAUUUCUUGCACAUCUAUGACCAGUGGAUUGAGGACACCACCCUUCCACCCUCCUCUGCACCUCUGCCGCCUAUCAAUUACACUCCCCAGCAAGCCAUCUUUGCCGACACCACCUUCCAACAAGGACUAGGAGAGAGUGCAAGGGAGAACAUAGCAAGGGCGGAUAAGGUUGCCUUCAAAACCAAGUCAGAGAUCGAGAUACUUGACGACGGUUUCAAGUGGAGGAAGUAUGGCAAGAAGAUGGUUAAGAACAGCCCCAAUCCAAGGAACUAUUACAAAUGCUCGGUGGAAGGGUGCCCCGUGAAGAAGAGAGUUGAGCGGGACACAGACGAUCCGCAGUAUGUGGUAACAACAUAUGAGGGAAUCCACAACCAUCAGGUGCCUUUAAUCUAAGAUCAAUCAAUUCAGUAAUUGUAAUAAGACGAGCAUCCUUAUUCUGUAACCAAUAUUUCCCCUAGAAGGAGGGCGGAAGGGUGAGAUUACCUUUUGAAAUUUGGUCCCAGACUCCUGAAUUUGAUGAAGGAGGAGGGGAACGAGUUCAAAGCUUUUGUGUUAGAAUUUAGGAUAUAGACAUUUAGGGUGCCCCACAGGACAUCUAAGAAUCCCUGUUCCUCCAUGUAUCCAAACUUUAAGUAGUUGAAUUAUAUGCUUCUGAAAAUAGAAGUUAGAACUAAA
Molecule: messenger RNA, 1364 nt
Organism: Andrographis paniculata
Lineage: Eukaryota; Viridiplantae; Streptophyta; Magnoliopsida; Lamiales; Acanthaceae
Product: probable WRKY transcription factor 59
Exons: 3
Coding region: 558-1082 (174 amino acids)
Biological process (GO): regulation of DNA-templated transcription
Molecular function (GO): sequence-specific DNA binding; DNA-binding transcription factor activity
Source: RefSeq, a predicted model, not a curated record